This is a messenger RNA of Giardia duodenalis, 2118 nucleotides long. RefSeq lists its product as uncharacterized. NCBI's taxonomy places the organism in Eukaryota, Fornicata, Diplomonadida, Hexamitidae. The transcript has a single exon. The coding region runs from base 1 to 2118 and encodes 705 amino acids. The record is from RefSeq and is a predicted model, not a curated record.
AUGCAUGUGAUCAAGUCAUCUUUUCUUAAUAGUAUGCUUGGUAAUAAUAGAAACGUUGACACCGGCGUAGUUUCUCAGGCUCGGGCCGUCGACCCAAAUGAGUAUGGAGAGAGUGUUUCUCUCGUGGACCAGAAAGAUGACCAGCCAGCAAGGCUCCAAAUGAGCGAGCAGACCGCAGCUACAUUAGCACAGCUUAAUCUUCAGCCACCUACGUUGUCUCAUCAAGCAGCACAUCAAGGGCAAUUACAGCAGCAACAACAGUUACCACCCCGGCAGGUACAGCUACCCCCUGUGGAUAAUAGGUAUUCCUCUGCAAUUACUUCCAUGUCUGACCCGUCAAACUGCAAUAUUCCGGGAAUGGGCAGGGAGCCGAUGCGUGUCUCUAAAACGCCUGCUACAGAUGUUACGCAUACAAGAUCCAAUCCCCCAUUCACCGAGCCUGCCAAGCCGACGGUCAAGAAGAGCAUAAACGAAAUGACAGAUGCCGAGUACGCUGAGUAUUCUAACCAAAACAUGAAGAAGUAUCAAGCAAGCCUUUUGCACAAGCUAUUUGUCACAAAGACGUGCACAGCAAUAGACAAGCAAGAGAUUGAUGACCUGGUCAAGAUAGACAAGGAGUUCCGUGCUCAGUAUCUCCAAAUGAAGCAAGAGGCUGACCGAGAAGAGGAGGAGACACGACGACGUGCAAAGGCGGAGGAAGAGCGUCAGAUUGCCGAAAGAAUACAGAUGGAACUGAACGCCAAGCAAGCAAAACUAGAUAAAGUGUUGCACGCGCGCGCAGGUCAUUUCGAUGAAAGUGAGUUUGUCCCGGCUGAGCCUGCUCCCAGGACUAGAUACAUUCCUCAGGACGAGCAGAUGCCGGCAGCUAGUAGUGCACUUCUAGAUAAGAUGCAAACCGAGCUCUUAUCUACGAAGUCACAGCUAUCAAAGGCUCUAGAUGAAAUUGAACGUUUAGAGAUCGAAGUACGCAAGGAGCGGGAACAAAAGGAUGCCUUGUCUGCCACUGUCGAGAGCUUGCGUAGGGAACUAGAAAAGGCCAGAAGUGCAAACCAAGUUGUAUCCACAUCCUCCUCUGCAGUGCAAAUGGAGCGCCCUAUAGAGUCGCCCGGGAAGAGCUCGAGCAUGCCUAUCCACAAUUCUCCUGGUAUCAGGCCUCCUUUGCACGUCGGCACUAACCGUACAACAGACUCCCAAAGCCGUCAGCCUGGCCAGUUCUCGGGACUUCCUCAACAGAAGGAGCAGCAGAAUGAAGAGACUUUCAUGGAUAUCCUCAAGAGGAAGAUAAGCACGACGCUGACUAACGUGGAAUAUGCUAUUCCACUGAAGAAAAAGGAUGGUACGGAGAGGCCAAGCAGUCCACGACGUAUUUCACAUGCUCCACCAGUGCCGCCUUCAGCACCAAAUAUUGGACAGGCCUCUAGUGGUAUCACUAACAGCUCCGCUUUAAAUGACACCGUGUCGUUCCUAAAUGCACAGGAGUCUAUAUUGCAGGUUAAUGCGAACCAGGGCCCACAAGAGCCAGACGAUGCUUCGCUGUACUCGAUAAAGCAAAAUACACUCAACCCUUAUAUGCAAACCCUUAUUUGCGAGAACGAUAUUCUGCUGGUUGAUUGUGACAACCAGAGUAUGCAAUCCACCGAUGCCUUCAACACCUCAACAAUGUCGACCGGUAAUAUUCCGGAGAGCCUAAUGCAUGGCCCAAAUGCUUCGUUUAACCACAGGAUUCGCUCUAUAGACCCGAGUGAUCAUCAUAACAGAACGCAAGAAACAGAGAAUAGAGAUGAUAGUUUCCCCCUAUAUGUAGAUUCAUUGCCAACCAAUAGCAAUCUUAGUAAUAGCCUUUUAACAACUGAAGGACAGCAGAGUGCUGAAAACAACAAGCCCCAAACGAAUUUCAUAAUGUCCGACGACGGUCUUGUGCAGCGUUCAGCAGAUGAAGCAGCUGCGCGCUCAAGCAAUAUUCUUGGGCACCCCUUUACUGUGCGGCACGUCUUGCAAGAUGGGUCCAGCACUCAUUUUCUGACGCACAAUAACCUACGAGGUCAAAUGAUUUUCGAUCACGAUAGCGAUAGCGACGGUUCUUUGCUGACAGAGAGCGUUCCUGACGAGCCUUCUUGA